AGAAUAUAAACUUUGUGGGCUUGGGACGGCCACGAUGGAAGGCUCCUCUUAUUUCGGCCUCUUUCUGGUACUUCUGCUGCCCCUGGACGCCCUCACAGACUACUGCGAGUACACCCUGGUGGAGGAAUCAACGCUCAGUGCUUCCUCCGAGCUGGUGACGCGAGAGGCUGGCAAGGCACGGCUUUUCGAAACCACAGCAUGGACCGCCCGUAACGCCGACUACCUCCAGUACAUAGAAGCGGAUCUCAGGGAUAUUAAAAAUGUGACGGCUAUUGCGACGCAGGGCAGACAUGAUUCCCAGGAGUAUGUGACGGCUUACACCCUGGAGUACAGCCGCGAUGGGAUACACUACUCCAUCAUCCUGGGGCCCAAGGGGAGCAUUAUGGCCUUCCCCGGGAAUCUGGAUGGCAACACUGUCGUCACAAACCUCUUCGAGACUCCGAUCAUCGGCCGCUACAUCCGGAUUAAGCCGACGCGAUGGAGGGACAGGAUAUCCAUGCGCAUCGAGCUGUACGGAUGUCCCUAUGAGCCCGAGACGGUUAGCUUCGACGGUCACUCCAUGGUGGUAAUGGACCUACGACAGUUUCCGAUCGCCUCGCUGCGAGAUCACAUCCGCUUCCGCUUCCGCACGAGGGAGCCGGACGCCAUGGUGAUGUAUGCACGGGGCACCCAGGGGGACUAUGUGGCCCUCCAGCUGGUGCAGAACAGGAUGGUGCUCAACAUUAACCUGGGGUCGCCGCUCAUGACCUCACUCUCCGUGGGGUCACUCCUGGAUGACAACUCCUGGCACGAUGUUGAGAUCCGCCGAGAGCAGCGCAACGUGACCUUCCUGGUGGACCGAGUGAGAGUGGACGACGUGAUUCUGGGGGACUUCAAGCGCCUCGACCUGAACAAGGAGCUGUACAUCGGGGGCGUGCCGAACCUGCAGCUUGGGAUGAAGGCGCGCGUCAACUUCACCGGGUGCAUGGAAAACCUCUUCAUCAACGGAACAGCCAUUAUACCUGAGAUGCUGAAGGCGGAUGACUACUACUCCUACUACUACAGCCGGCCCAAGUACACCCUCAUCAACACCGCCAGGGUCUGCGAGUUUGGCAUCUCGGCGGACCAGACUCUGACCUUCACCACGCGGGAGUCCUACCUGAUUUACCCUGCUUACGAGGACCACCAGAAGAUCAACGUGUCUCUGGAGUUCAGGACCUAUGAGGAGAAGGGAGUGCUGCUCUACCAUAAGUUCAUGGCCGAUGGGUACUUCAAGCUGUACCUGGAGGAGGGCAGGGUCAAGGUGGACAUCCGAGCUCGCGACACCCAAGGCCGCGUGGUUCUGGACAACUUUGACACCUCCUACAAUGACGGACAGUGGCACCGCGUCAUGUUUGUCAUCAUGAAGAACCACAUGGUACUCACGAUGGACGACGUGCCCAUGAAGACCGUCAGGGUGAUAUCGGUGACCUCCGGCAAGAAUUUCCUGAUCGCGGGUGGUGUGCGCGGAUCACCUGGCUUCCUGGGCUGUCUCCGCAAGAUCUCUGUGGUUGGCUUCAUGCAGAAACCCAAGGAGGAUCAAAUGAUCAACCCAGCUGGCAUCGUGUCCGCCGCCUGCCAGAUCAUGGACCGCUGCAACCCUAACCCCUGCGAGCACCGUGGACGAUGUAAACAGAACUCCGAGGAAUUCAUAUGUGACUGCACCGGCACGGGGUACUCCGGGGCCGUCUGCCACACACCACUCAACCCCUUCUCCUGUGCGGCGUAUGGCAUUCAGAACCCUGGUGUGAAGAAGGCGGAGAUCUACAUAGAUAUUGAUGGGUCAGGUCCCCUCGUGCCCUUCCCUGUCUCCUGCGAGUUCUACAACGACGGGCAGGUGUACGCCUACCUGAGCCACAAGCACGAGAAGUUGACGACGGUGGACGGCUUCGAGCGGCGCGGUUCCUACGUGCAGGACAUCAUUUACGACGCAGGGAUGGAGCAGAUUGAGAUAUUCGUGAACCGCUCGGCGCGAUGCAGCCAGCGGAUACAUUUCCAGUGUCUCAAGGCCAAGCUGUUCAACUCACCCUCGCCGGAAGAUGAGGAGUUCCUGCCGUACACAUGGUGGGUCUCACGCAACAACCAGCCUAUGGACUAUUGGGGCGGGUCGCUGCCGGGCUCCCGCAAGUGUGAGUGUGGCCUGACGGGGACCUGCGUGACGGACAAGUGGUGCAACUGUGACGCAGGCCUGGAAUCGUGGCUCUCAGACAGUGGGGAGCUCACAGUGAAGGAGCAUCUGCCGGUCCGCCAGCUGCGUAUAGGUGACACUGGCUCUCCGCUGGACGGCAAGAAGGCGCGCUACACCCUCGGGCCGCUGAUCUGCGAGGGCGACAACGUAUACGACAACACGGUGACCUUCCGCAAGGCCGACGCCACCAUCAACCUCCCUCGGUUCGACAUGGGUCACUCUGGCGAUAUCUUCUUUGAGUUCAAGACCACGGUGAGCGACGGCUGCCUCAUCAAUGCCGUGGGUCCCAGCGACUACAUCAAGAUAUCCAUUGUGGGCGGUCUCGAGCUCCAGUUCCAGUACCAGGCGGGCGCGGGGCCAAUGGGCGUCAGCGUGGAGACCAGCUAUGUACUCAAUGACGACAAAUGGCACUCUGUCCUGGUCGAGCGGAACCGCAAGGAGGCGCGGAUGAUCAUUGAUGGGGGGCGGAAGUCAGUGAUGGGUGAGCCGAGGGGACCCGUACGCGCCAUCCACCUGGAGUCCGAUUUUGUUGUGGGCGCAACCGUUGACUACCGAGAUGGCUUCGUUGGUUGCAUCCGCGCGCUCAUCCUCAACGGCGAACUCCAGGACCUCCGAGGAAGGGCCGAGCGGGGCAUGUACGGGGUCCAUCCUGGGUGCAUCGGAAAGUGCCAGUCUAACCCUUGCCUCAAUAACGGAACUUGCCACGAGGGGUAUUCAACCUUCGCAUGUGAUUGCCGGUGGACUGCUUUCAAGGGGCCGAUUUGUGCUGAUGAGAUCGGCAUAAAGAUGUUGACGGAUACGAUGGUCCGCUACGAGAUUCCCGGCACUUACAAGACGACGAUUGCCGAGCGGAUCCGUGUUGGCUUCACGACCACCAACCCGCGCGGCUUCCUAAUGGGUCUGCACUCAAACCUGUCCGGAGAGUACCUGACCCUGGCUAUAUCGAAUUCAGGACAUCUCAAGGUAACAUUUGACUUCGGUUUUGAGCGCCACGAGAAGGUCUACGGCAAAAGGACCUUCCACGAGGGACAGAACCAUGACGUGAAGCUCUACCGAUCCGACUCUGGGCGACGGCUGACUAUGCAGGUCGACAACUACGAGCCCGUGUCCUGGAACUUCGACGUCAAGGGCUCGGCCGACGCACAGUUCAACAACAUCCAGUACGUCUACAUCGGCAAGAACGAAUCCAUGGCGGAAGGCUUCGUGGGCUGCAUAUCCAGGGUUGAGUUUGACGACAUCUAUCCCCUCAAGUUCUAUUUCCAGCAAGACCGCCCGGCCAGCAUCAUCGCGGAGAGCACCUCCACCAUCUUCGAAGACUACUGCGGGAUCGAGCCCAUCCGCUAUCCGGAGGAGGAGGCGGAGACAAGGCCACCCCCAGAAGUGUCAGAAGAGGUGCUCAUGGAACUCUACUCGGACAAUUCGGCGGUCCUUGGCGGAGUUCUUGGAGUCAUUUUCCUUGCAUUGCUGUGCAUGGGGUUCCUGAUCGGGCGCUACAUGGCCAGGCACAAGGGGGACUACCGCACCCACGAGGCCGACGGGGCGGACGUGGCGCCGGAUGCAGAUUGGGCGGUCCAGCACGCCACCACCGGCCCACAGGUCAAGAAGAACACCGAAAUGUACAUCUGAGGGGCAGGGACGGAGUACAGUCACAUGUUUACACACGCCAGUAUAUCGCCUCGUCUGCAACCUCCACCAUGUCUGUGUUGGCUAGGCUGUCGGAUACUUGCAAGAGGUUGUUUAUAAAUGAAUAUCUGAAACGUGCCAAGAGUGAGCUACUACAAGUCACACAUGCAUAUUAAAAUGACACACAGAGAGAGAGAGAGAGAGAGACAGCUAGAGUCACAGAUAUUUGCAAGAGGUUGUUUGUUUAUAAGUGAAAAUCUGAAACGUACCAAGAGUGAGCUUCUACGAGUCACACAUGUAUAUUAAAAUGACACACACACACACACACAGAGAGAGAGACAGCUAGAGUCACAGAUAUUUGCAAGAGGUUGUUUAUAAGUGAAAAUCUGAAACGUACUAAGAGUGAGCUACGAGUCACAUACAUGUUAAAAUGACACACACACACACACAGAGAGAGAGAGAGACAACUAGAGUCACAGAUAUUUGCAAGAGGUUGUUUAUAAGUGAAAAUCUGAAACGCACCAAGAGUGAGCUUCUACGAGUCAUAUACAUAUUGAAACGACACACACACAGAGAGAGCGAGGUAGAGUCACACAUUCUCACAAGCUGUCACCUCCGUCAAGCCUGCAUCAGCUAGACUCUCAAAUUGUCCAGGCUGCAGGGCGUUCAAGGAGCUGCUGGAAAUGUAAAUAUAAAAGAUGUCAACAGCAGUGAGUUAAGGAGUCACACACUUACACAUGGCUUUACGUCACCUCUGUCAUGUUUGUCUGUUGCUUGGGCUCAAAUACACACACACACACACACACACACACACACACACACACACACACACACACACACACACCCACACACACACACAC
This is a messenger RNA of Eriocheir sinensis (Chinese mitten crab), 4689 nucleotides long. It is a transcript of the gene Nrx-IV, whose product is annotated as neurexin-4-like. The record is from RefSeq and is a predicted model, not a curated record. Lineage: Eukaryota; Metazoa; Arthropoda; Malacostraca; Decapoda; Varunidae. The transcript has 23 exons. Bases 35 to 3832 code for a protein of 1265 amino acids.